AUCUAGUUACGUUUUAGUGUUAGAUACAUCCGUAUCUAGACAAAUCUAAGACAAGAAUUUUGGGACGGAGGGAGUAUAUAAUUCAGUUAGCCUUUGCUGUCAGUAUAUGUUCGAUUUUCACUUCUGAAUGUCCGAUCAAUCGUUUAAUAUUUAGCUACAGAAAAUUACACCAGUCGGUAGAAAAACAAUGAGCGUUCUUGUUACAGGCUAAAGCUGUUUCAGUAGUAGUUGCCUGAGGAGAUUUUUCUUCUUCUCUAGCAAGUAGCAAGUCACGGGAAGAGGGCUCCAGGCCCCCGCGUCGCCCCUGGGAGCGACUCGGGUGGCGAAACCCUAGCCGCCACCCAAGCCCCCUCCCUCCCCUCCCUCCCCUCGCCGCCGCCGGAGGAUGCCGGCGGGCGAAGCCCACGCCGGUGGACGGCGGCGGCGGGGCCCUUGUUCGCGUGCUCGCGCGCAGGUGUUGGGCGCGCUGGAGCGGCGGGAGCGUGCGGUGGCGCAGCGGACGGCGGUCUGCGCGCAGGGGUGGUCGAGAUGGCGCGGUGGAGCUGCCUGGCGACGGCUGGCCGCUGCGGCGAGCGGCAGAGCUGCAGGCGCCCAGAUCUGGGCCGCGCGGGCCCGUACUGGCCCGCGUCAACCACUCUGCCCCUGCUCACCCUUCUCCCUCCUCCCACCCCUCCCGGCCGCCGCCAGUGGUCGCUGCUGGGUUGGUGAGCACGCGCGCGGCAACUCCGACGGUUGCUGCGAUGCUGUGCCCCGGCGGAUCCUGGUGGCGGAGGCUGCGGGCUGGCGCAGCGGCGGCGCGGUGCAGGUGACUGCUGUCGCCUGCUGGACGCGCUCCCGGCGGUGGCCGGCCUGCUGGCGCUGUGCUGGCCGGUGCCCACUUCUGCGACUGUCGACGUUCCUAGGCUUCCCUCCUCCAUGUGUGUCUGUCUUCUCCGGCGUUCUCUGCCAUGUCCAGUCUGAAUCUGCAUCUGAGGUCCUUGCUCAUGGGUCGGGGCGAAAUCCCCGCGCGGCGAUAGCCUGCGCUGUCAACGGCGACGCCCGAGGGCGCCGUCACCUCCUUGGAGGCGUUGGCAUGACCCUGACCGGGCCUCCUCCUAGAGCACCGGGAGAAAUCGUAGGUCCGGCCUCCCGGACUGGGCAGCGGCGGCGUCUCUACGCCGUUACCCUCUUGAUGGCGCUGCUUUGGCUGCAUGCGGAGUUUGAUGCGGCAGAUGGUGGCUGGUGAUGCAUCGCUCUGGUGUCGACGGCUGCACAGGGAGCAGGUCGCAACGUAUGCCAGCGCCGGCGCUCCCCAGUUCCUGUCAGGCCCUGCCUUUCACCCGCUGACUCCUAGGCACAUGGGUGUGUGGUACGUUGGUCUGGCAAGAGCUGCAAUCGUCCCUGGUGGUGUCUUGCAAUGGCGGUGAUGCUGCCCUGUUGCUCCGAGUCUCUGCGCCUCGCCAUCUUUGGCUGGAGGUCUGGCUGGGCGAGGCCUAAUGUCGUUGUGUGUUGUAGUUGAGGGCACCUCCUUACCUAGUUGUAGUCGCUUGGUGAGGACGGUCGUGUGUGUGUGUGUGUGUGUGUGUGUGUGUGUGUGAGUGUCCCUCCUUCCUGGAGGUUGUACCCCCGAUGUCUUCCUGUUCAAUGCAAUGAAACGCAAACUCUUUUGCGUUUUCUCGAAAAAAAAAGUAGCAAGUCACUGUGCUAGCAUCUUGCUCUUGUAUUUGUUGAAACUCUCACACUAACUAGGU
Triticum aestivum (bread wheat) is the source of this 1730-nucleotide messenger RNA. RefSeq lists its product as uncharacterized. The transcript has a single exon. The record is from RefSeq and is a predicted model, not a curated record. Lineage: Eukaryota; Viridiplantae; Streptophyta; Magnoliopsida; Poales; Poaceae. The coding region runs from base 386 to 1225 and encodes 279 amino acids.